AUGGAUCAUGCAACUGAAGUGUUAGAGACAUUAGGCACAAAUGAAGAGCACAAGCCCCAGCAGGUGGAAAGUGGGGAAGCUUCGUGUUGGGCAUUUCUGAAAGAUGCAGACAGCUCAGCCAUCCUGCAUUACUUUAUGUACUACGUCAAGAGCAUCUUGGUGGACAGGAAUCUUGGAGAUGUGGCUGUCGUGGGCCUCUCUGACAACAGAGGUGUGUGGGCAGCUAAGCCAGGAGUGGUCCUCGCAGCUGUCUUGUCUCAAGAAGUGGGCUUGAUCACAGACCAGGAUCAGAAAAUAUUCCUGCUAACUGGAAUCACUGUAGCUGGCAAAAUGAUUUGUGAUAACCUGCUGGUGGAUGAAGACAAAGUGAUGGAUAUCAGAAGCAAAGGCAGUGACAGCAGAUCCGUAGCUAUUGGCAAGACCCCCAAAGCCCUGAUCUUCUUCAUGGGCAAGAAGAGAGUUCACAGAGGAGACCUCAAUUAGAAGAACCAGGAUAUGACUGUGGACAUGAAAGCAUGACACAAAUAGUGCCAAAGA
Molecule: messenger RNA, 537 nt
Organism: Manacus vitellinus (golden-collared manakin)
Lineage: Eukaryota; Metazoa; Chordata; Aves; Passeriformes; Pipridae
Product: profilin-3-like
Biological process (GO): positive regulation of actin filament bundle assembly; regulation of actin filament polymerization
Cellular component (GO): cytoplasm
Molecular function (GO): actin binding
Source: RefSeq, a predicted model, not a curated record